UCAGCUGAAUUGUCAAAAAGAGGUCGCUUGGAAUGCUGAAGAUAAUAAAAACGACUUCUAACGGUAAAUGAAAAACCAAAAUCUCCAAAUUCUUGCAUCGGUUCGAAUUCAGGCAAAACCUAGAGUGUAAACAGGUUUUAGCUUCUGCCAAAUUCAGAAACUUCAAAGUGCUUCAUGAUCGAAUUCAUAGAUCAGCGGCUAGGUUUCCGCACUCGUUCUCUCUCUGUAGAGAAAGAGUAGUUACAGAUUGUAUCUUUCAAAAUGCUGCAAUGGAUGGGAGGAUCGAGACGGAAAGUGUCAACUUCACAGAAGUCUUUGCUAAAGAGGCAAAAGCAAUACUUUGAACAAAGGAGACGACAACAAAAGUAUAAUCAACAGCCAGCUAAAUUAAAGAGUGAUACAGAUGGAGUUGACAUAUAUAAGCAACACAAAGAACAUCGGUCAUUGGAUGUUCUCAAUUUGCUAAAUCUGUCAGCAAAUGCUCAAGAAUGCAAAUCUGCUAGCCCCAUUGGUCAAACUAAAGAUAUAGGUGUCACAGCUUCAACGAUCGAGUAUGAUAUUACAAUGGAUCCGCCAGAAAUCCUCUUUUCUGCUGCUAAAUCUGUUGAAAUUAAGGAAACAAGAACUCCAUUGGACGCUAAAUCUCCCAAGAAGGUUUCUUCUACUGCUCCUGAUAGUAACAACAAUGCUUUUAAUGGAGUUGAUUCUGCACCAGAUCAAUGGAACACCGCUUCUGAGAAGUUGUUCUCUGUUCUUGAUUUAUUGGGUGAUGAUGGGCUGAAUAGCAAUACUGAAGAAAAUCCAGUACCUGAAGCUCACGUUGCAUUUUCAGUUGAAGGUUUGGGAAAAGUGGGAAUGGAAACACCAGUCCACUCACCUCAACAGCCAUACAGAACUUUUUCCUACGGUUGCUCCCCACGUCUGAAGGAUGCAAGGCAGCAAAAGUCCUCCAAGAAUCUUAACUCUCAGCUGGAUGACCUCGACUGCGAAGUGGAUGCAGUGAUGCAAGAUAUCAAUCUUCCAUUCAGUAGUAGUUGCUUGGAUUUCUCAAUGGGUAUAGUGGAUCCAUUAAGCAGUCCAAAGGAGAAAUCGUUUACUGUCAGAGACAAACUGCACCUUGAUAAUCACACUGGUAAACUAAAUGAUUAUUUUGGUCACAGAAAUUUUUUUGAAGAAGAUAAAAGCAGCAAUGAAGACAAAUGGAAUGCUGCGUCUAGCUUCCCUGAUAGCUUUUUUGAUGAGAGGGUACAUGAUGUCACAUGCAAAAGACAAAACGAUGGCAACUGUGCUGAUAAUUUGAAAUUUGGAGGCUACGAUAUGUCGGAUUUUGCUUUUGAAGGCCCCUGUCUACCAAUUAGAAGGCCUGCUCCAAAAGUAACAGACAAGUUCGACAUCUUAGGACCAACAGCUUCUUAUUCCAAGCACCAAACAUCGGAAUUUGAUCAUGUCUUUGCAACUUCUGAUUACACUAGACACCAAACUGUGGGAAGGAGUUUUGAUUUUACAUCUGUAACGAGCCAAGCAGAUCAGUUUUGCUUUGGGACAGAAGAUGCAACAGAUAAUUUCAGCUUGCGGAGUGAAGAGUCAAGUUCAUCGUGUGCAGUUAGUGGUUGGACAGCUGAUAAUUUACUAUCACACUCAUCUUCGAGACCAGGCAGGAGAAAACAUGAAAAUGCUUUUUCUGGCUCUGGAGAUAAGUAUGGUAUCAAGAAGACAUUUGUUAAAGAGAGACAGUACAAAGGCAGGGAUAGCAUUCAACAAGGAAAUGUCAUGAAUGGCUCAGAAAAAUAUGCAAAUAUGUUAAAUCAAUCAUAUCCGAAACCAUCUCCUUUUCUCCAGGAAAAAUUGGGACCAAAAGAUAUUUGGUCCUUCGAGGAAGGUUGUACUACAGAUGAUAUAUAUCCAGGUUCCAGUUCUUUCAAUCAAAACUCAGGCACAAAGCAUCCAUUCUUUGGGUCCAAGUUUUCGAAUGAAGAUCCUUUUGGUGCAUGCCCUUCUGAGAAAUUACAUUUUUCUGCUAAAUCUUCUCUUGAUGGAUUUGAACCUGUUGCAAAUUCACCUUCUGGCAGUUACAUAUCCGAGCAAUUUGCUUUGAAUAAGUUCCCCAUACUCUCCAAGCCAGAUUUUCCUCUGCACUCUGAUUUGAGAGGCAUGCCUCUAGAUUCAUUACAUGCUGCUGGUUCUCACUGUGAGACACCAUCUCCAUCUUCAUCAGCCCAGGAAAGUUUUAGCAAAGAUGUGGAGCAUAAAGAAAAGCUACGAUCAGUCGUGCAAGAAAAUUUUCAGCUGGGGAAGAAUAUUCUUACAGGGAAUGAGGACUUGCUUUCUCAGGAAGUGGCAACAGAUGCUUCCAAUUCAAAGGAAAAUGUUUCUGAAUGUAAGGGGACAAAUGUUACGGAUCCUACACUAUCGGAGAGUGUAAACACAACCUCUUUCCCGAAAGAUGCAGAGGAUACAUCACCAUCUGCAGAGAUCCCUGACAAAUUUGAGAGCAUAAAGGAGAAAAAAGAUUUUGCCAGAGACCACCAUGAUGCCAAAAUUCCCCAUCCUUGUCAAAAGGGGUAUGAAGAUGUAGAAGAUAUUGGACCUGAAAGAAAGACAGCCAGUAAACAAAAGAGUGAAUUUGACAACUCUUGUCAGGUGGUGAUGCUUCAAAGCUAUGUUUUCCAGCUUCUCUGCGUGCAGAAGAUAUUGAAGGAAGCAUCUACAAACUGUGCUGCAAAGAAGUUAUAAAACCUUCAUCGUAUCUGACAGAUAUGGAAAUGCUUUUCACAUAUUGUUCUGAGAUCUGCAUGUUCAAAGUGGCUUGAAAUUCUACAGUUACACAAAUGGUACAAGUUGUCACUUAUAACUUCUUAAAGAAUGUUGGCCAUGCAGGUCAAUGAAACUGAUUAUACUUCAUUUUAGUUCUGCACUUUAUACAAUAAUUUGCUAUUGAAUAAUACAUAUGCAUUCCAACAACAGAA
Ziziphus jujuba (common jujube) is the source of this 2966-nucleotide messenger RNA. RefSeq lists its product as uncharacterized. NCBI's taxonomy places the organism in Eukaryota, Viridiplantae, Streptophyta, Magnoliopsida, Rosales, Rhamnaceae. The record is from RefSeq and is a predicted model, not a curated record. The transcript has 20 exons. The coding region runs from base 262 to 2733 and encodes 823 amino acids.